Messenger RNA from Onychostoma macrolepis, 1604 nucleotides. Its product is annotated as retinol dehydrogenase 8-like. Gene Ontology annotation, molecular function: estradiol 17-beta-dehydrogenase [NAD(P)+] activity. Lineage: Eukaryota; Metazoa; Chordata; Actinopteri; Cypriniformes; Cyprinidae. The transcript is spliced from 6 exons. Gene Ontology annotation, biological process: estrogen biosynthetic process. Gene Ontology annotation, cellular component: cytoplasm. The coding region runs from base 66 to 1019 and encodes 317 amino acids. The record is from RefSeq and is a predicted model, not a curated record.
CCGCUGAGAGAGAGAGCGCUGAAAAGACUCGCGCGCAGCUCGCGCUCCGUUACUCCGGUGAAGUCAUGGCAACGGAGGGACAGAGAGUGGUGCUGAUCACCGGCUGCUCGUCCGGUAUCGGGCUCGCGAUCGCCGUGAUGCUUGCGAGAGACAAGAUGAAGCGCUACUACGUCAUAGGCACCAUGCGAGAUCUGAAGCGGAAGGAUAAGUUGGUUGAAGCGGUGGGAGACGCAUACGGUAAAACUCUGUCUCUGCUCACGCUGGAUGUCUGCAGCGAUGAAUCUGUCAAACAGUGUGUCGACAGCGUCAAAGAUAGACAUAUAGACAUACUGAUUAAUAAUGCCGGCGUCGGUCUGGUGGGACCGGUUGAGGCUCUCAGUCUGGACGAGAUGAAGCAGGUGUUCGAGACCAAUUUCUUUGGCGUUGUGCGCAUGAUUAAAGAGGUGAUGCCUGACAUGAAGAGCAGACGCUCUGGACACAUCAUCGUCAUCAGCAGCGUGCUGGGCCUGCAUGGUGUGGCGUUUAAUGACGUUUACUCUGCGUCAAAGUUCGCCACGGAGGGAAUGUGUGAAGGACUCGCCAUCCAGCUGAUGAAGUUUAACAUCAAUGUGUCGAUGAUCGAGCCCGGGCCUGUAAACACCGAGUUUGAGAUGAAGCUGAUGACAGAAGUCUCUAAGAAAGAGUUCGUUGGUGCUGAUGCUGAGACGCUCAAUCACUUCAGGACCUGCUACCUGCCCACACAAAUCAACCUCUUUAAAGGCCUGGGACAAACACCUGAAGACAUUGCCAAGGUCACUAAGAAGGUGAUCGAGUCGCCACGGCCUCCGUUCCGUAACCUGACGAAUCCUCUGUACACUCCGAUCGUGGCGCUGAAGUACGCAGACGAGACACGCGGCCUGUCAGUUCGCACCUUCUAUCACAUGCUGUAUAACCUGGGAGGAAUCAUGCAUGUUAGCGUGAGAAUCAUGAAGUUCCUGAGCCUCGAAUGGUUACGGAGACGAGCCAUAGCACCAACCUAACACGCACACGCGCACACACACACACCCACACCCACACACACACACACACACACUCUCUCUAAAACUCAUGCACACUGCAAAAAAGGUAUCUUUUUUCUGUCUUUGAACAAAUUAAAUUCUAGAUGCAAAAAAAGUUUCAGAAAUAUUGAUCCUCUUUUUGUAACUCACAUCUUUUAGAGGAAGAGUCUUAUAUAAGAUGUCAAAAGACUAGUUUAAGAUUGUAAUAAAGCACUAUUUUAAUGCAUAUUUUUGUAGAGACUGACAGCGAUGUGAAUGUUAAUUCAGUGAGAGCUGAGGCUCAGAGGCUGCUGUGUCGCUCCUGUCAUAUAAAGCUGUUGUGCUCAUGGAGACCUAAUAAAGUAGAAAAGACCAUCAUUUCAGAAGAAGAGAUGCUGAUGAAGAUUUUCUGGUGAUCAAGCAGCAGAUUGAAGCUCUGAAGCUCCUGAAAGACUGGAAUUACAGCCAGAUCAACUGUGUUCAGCAGUGAUACUGUGAGUGUUUGUACAGAAUUCAUUUAGUGAAUUGAGUGUUAAAUCAGCGCAGACAGAAAAAUAAAGCAGACAAUCAGGAGGCGGAUUCAUUCUG